This is a messenger RNA of Terrapene triunguis (Three-toed box turtle), 2423 nucleotides long. It is a transcript of the gene JOSD1, whose product is annotated as Josephin domain containing 1. The record is from RefSeq and is a predicted model, not a curated record. The transcript has 4 exons. NCBI's taxonomy places the organism in Eukaryota, Metazoa, Chordata, Testudines, Emydidae. Gene Ontology annotation, biological process: protein deubiquitination. The coding region runs from base 209 to 817 and encodes 202 amino acids. Gene Ontology annotation, molecular function: cysteine-type deubiquitinase activity.
GAGGGAGGGAAAAAAUGUUACAGAUUCCUACGUGAUUUUUGCAAGCAAUUACUAAACAAACUGAAAAGCACAAGAGGGUUUGCCAGCUGGAAGCAGGAUUUGCCUAUAAAAGAAGGGAUCAGUGGGCUCUUGUUUUGAUUGCAGAGGGGGGGAGAAACUUCAGACUCCUCUGUUUCUCACUAUCUUCCCACAACUACCCUAUGAAAAAAUGAGUUGCGUGCCAUGGAAAGGUGACAAAACCAAAUCGGAGUCUCCUGAGCCACCACAGCUGGCACCACUGCGUAUUUACCAUGAGAAACAGCGUAGGGAGCUGUGUGCUCUCCAUGCCCUCAAUAAUGUCUUCCAGGACAGCAAUGCCUUCACCCGGGAAACACUGCAAGAGAUUUUCCAGAGACUGUCUCCCAACACCAUGGUGACACCACACAAGAAGAGCAUGCUGGGAAACGGGAACUACGAUGUGAAUGUCAUCAUGGCAGCGCUUCAGACCAAAGGCUAUGAAGCAGUUUGGUGGGACAAGCGCAGGGAUGUUAAUGUCAUUGCCCUCUCUAAUGUGAUGGGCUUCAUCAUGAAUCUGCCCUCCAGCCUCUGCUGGGGUCCCCUGAAGCUCCCCCUUAAACGACAGCACUGGAUCUGCGUCCGGGAGGUGGGAGGCACCUACUACAAUCUCGACUCCAAACUCAAGAUGCCAGAGUGGAUUGGAGGUGAAAGUGAGCUCAGGAAAUUUUUGAAACACCAGCUGAGAGGAAAGAACUGUGAACUUCUGCUGGUGGUGCCAGAGGAGGUGGAAGCACAUCAGAGCUGGAGAGCUGACAUGUGACCCGGAUUUGCCCUGUCCUUUCUCACUACAGCUCCUGUCCCUCCCCCCACAACCCCCUGAUGUCCUUUGACCUGGAUAAUGGGUGCCCUAGCUCUUUUCCUCUGGAACUUCCUUUCAUUGGUCUCUUUUCUUUCUGUAUUGAUGGUGCAAUAGGACAGUGGCAUAGGGUAUUGUGGGGGCCGGAAUGGAUGAGGAAGGAAGCCAGUCACUUUUUAAUGAGGAGAGGAGAGUGAGCUCUAUGCUUUUAAACUGAUUACCUUGCAUAGUGCUCUUUAAAAUAGGCUUUGGGGAUAAGGUGUUUGGAACACUCUGCUGAUUCUUCCCCAUACCCCAAUAUCUUAAAGACUAAUUGUGGUUGGACACUACUCCCUCCAGACUUAACAAAACUUCUUUGGAUGGAAGGUGUCAAGCAUGCUGCCUCCUCUCUGAAACAGUCUCUACCCCCAAAGCAAACUAUGCUGGAUACAUUUGCAAAUCAUGGGGGACUCUCAGGAAACUGUCGAACACUAGCAAUGGUAUGGUGCUCUGUAGAAUCUCCUGUUUAGUGAGGGUUUGUGCCAAGGGUUAGGGACAACCUAUCUUUAAAGAAACUCUUGGGGUAGGUUGGGGGAUUCUUCUCUAAUGUUUUUAGGGAUUUUUGUUAUGCAGAUGGCUUAGAUGCUUCUUUGGAUAGUGCAGGGCAGGCUGAUUAGGGAGUAGAAGUGGUAGCAAGUUUAGGCUGGUUCAGAAGCAUCACAUCUGGAGUGAGAGAGGCCACCGGAGGCUUGUAGGGGGUUUUCAUUGGUGCGGUAUAUAACAUCUUAAUUGUUCCUGUAUGUGCACUUGUUAGUUCAGGAGCUGAUUGCAGAGAAGGGAAUAAAACUGAAGGUGUUUAAGAGGAAGGAGGGAGUUAUUUCCUCUUAUUUUCCUCCUCUGUGGAAGACUAGCCAUGGCCAUGAGAGAGGAAGAAAGAGGGUGGAGAAACUCUUCUACAAAUAAACUAGGAGUUACGCAAAGCAAAAUCAAAGAGAGGCAUUGCAAUUCUAGAUUUCUCUGCCUCCUAUCAUCAUCAGCAGUUACUGGGAGAGAUGCGUACAGGGUACAUGAGAGAGUCUUUCUGAUGGUAAAGGCAGAUUGUCUAGCAUGGUAGCUGAACCAAGUACUUUGGUUUUGGCUGACAGAUAUUCCCUUGACUGCUGAAUCACCUCACCCUCUGUUCCCUCCUGCAGAGAAAAGUGACUAAGAGACAGGGAGACUCCAGUAGGAUUCUUUCACUCAGUGUUUUUUCCUAUGCCACCAGGUGCUGGGUGUAGUUUAAUCAUUCCUUCCGCAGCAGAAAGAGGAAAGGGUGAGUUUGGGAUGAAUUUCACACUACUAUUGACUCUUCCUGGUCAAGAUAUGUUACAACUGUUUGUCUCAUUUCCUAAUGCACAUGCUGUCCUCCCAGUUAUAACAGCAAGUGUAGAACAGUGAUGGAAACCACCCUGGGUAAGCCAGUGUCUGAAGCUAAACUUACAAACCACCAAAGCCUUCCCUUUGCAACAGAAAACAGAGGCCAUGUGGCAACAGGACAAGAGUGGUGGUGUGGUCAACCCUGGACAUCCUACAGGCACCAUGCUGCAGCCUC